CUACAUGAACUAAGACCAUUGGCACUGCUUAACGUGCGACUUCUCACUUCUCUGUCUACAGAAAUGGCAAUUCCUCUGCAGUUCUCUUCUCUACCGACUCGUACGGCCAUCUCAUUGCCGCAGCCCCGGAUCUUCCAGCUUCGGACGCCGCUCUCAAUCCGGUGCUCCACCGGAGAAGCCGAUUCCUCCUCCUCCUCGUCGGCCACCGUUGAUUCGGAAUUCGAUGCUAAGACUUUCCGGAAGAACUUGACUAGAAGCGCGAAUUACAAUCGCAAGGGCUUUGGACACAAAGAGGCCACUCUUGAGCUCAUGAAUCGCGAAUAUACUAGUGAUAUUAUAAAGAAGUUGAAGGACAAUGGCUAUGAAUAUACAUGGGGAAACGUUACUGUGAAGCUUGCAGAAGCUUAUGGUUUCUGCUGGGGGGUUGAGCGUGCUGUCCAGAUUGCAUAUGAAGCAAGAAAACAAUUUCCCACAGAAAACAUUUGGCUCACUAAUGAGAUCAUACACAACCCCACAGUGAAUAAGCGCCUAGAGGAUAUGGACGUUAAGAAUAUCCCUGUGAAUCAAGGAAAUAAAAUUUUUGAUGUUGUUAACAAAGGCGAUGUUGUGGUUUUGCCUGCUUUUGGGGCUGGUGUGGAUGAGAUGUUGACUUUGAGUGAAAAGAAUGUACAGAUAGUUGAUACAACCUGCCCAUGGGUCUCUAAGGUUUGGAAUACUGUUGAAAAGCACAAGAAGGGAGAAUAUACCUCCAUCAUCCAUGGUAAAUAUUCUCACGAGGAAACUGUUGCUACUGCAUCAUUUGCAGGGAAAUACAUCAUUGUGAAGAACAUGGCAGAGGCAACAUAUGUUUGUGAUUACAUUCUUGGAGGUCAGCUUGAUGGCUCUAGCUCAACCAAAGAGGCGUUUCUGGAGAAAUUUAAAUGUGCAGUUUCCAAAGGUUUUGAUCCAGACUCUGAUCUCACUAAAGUUGGUAUUGCUAACCAAACAACAAUGUUGAAAGGAGAAACUGAAGAGAUUGGCAAGUUAGUUGAGAGGACUAUGAUGCGGAAGUAUGGAGUGGAAAAUGUCAAUAAUCACUUCAUAAGUUUCAACACAAUCUGUGACGCAACUCAAGAGCGGCAAGAUGCCAUGUAUAAGCUGGUUGAGGAGCAGCUGGAUCUUAUGUUGGUGAUUGGUGGAUGGAACUCAAGCAACACUUCACACCUACAGGAGAUUGCAGAGGAACGUGGAAUUCCAUCAUAUUGGAUUGACAGUGAGCAGAGAGUAGGUCCUGGAAACAAAAUAAGUUACAAGCUAAUGCAUGGUGAGUUAGUUGAGAAGGAGAACUUUCUACCAAAAGGCCCCAUUAAGAUAGGGGUAACAUCUGGUGCAUCCACUCCUGAUAAGGUUGUUGAAGAUGUCCUUGUCAAGGUGUUCGAUAUAAAGCGUGAGGAAGCCCUGCAAAUAUCAUAGACUGCUUUACUCUCUGAGGCGUGAGCAUGUUGGCUUUCAUUAAUUACCAAAGGUUUAGGCUGGGAAUAUAUGUAAUGUAAUUGCUCUUUGCAUGGAGUAUAUAUAUGCAUAUGGUAGUUGAGUGUAUAAUAGGCCUUUGUAUUGAUUUGAAGUCCUUAAAGAAUACUCUUGAGAGUAUUUACAAUGUUUCUCCAGUGACAAAUUUCCAGAUUGCACAUUAUUCCCUAAAA
This is a messenger RNA of Ipomoea triloba (trilobed morning glory), 1682 nucleotides long. RefSeq names its product 4-hydroxy-3-methylbut-2-enyl diphosphate reductase, chloroplastic-like. The transcript is spliced from 10 exons. Gene Ontology annotation, molecular function: 4-hydroxy-3-methylbut-2-enyl diphosphate reductase activity; metal ion binding. The record is from RefSeq and is a predicted model, not a curated record. Bases 64 to 1452 code for a protein of 462 amino acids. NCBI's taxonomy places the organism in Eukaryota, Viridiplantae, Streptophyta, Magnoliopsida, Solanales, Convolvulaceae. Gene Ontology annotation, biological process: dimethylallyl diphosphate biosynthetic process; isopentenyl diphosphate biosynthetic process, methylerythritol phosphate pathway.